AUGGAUGGUGUAAUUGGAGAGGAGUUGUUCGAGUUAUUGGAGAUUUUGAAGGAUAUUUCCCCUUUUUUGGAUCGGAUGGAUAGUGUGGUUUGGUGGAGAGAUGUGGAUGGCUAUUCGGUAAAGAAUUGUUUUAAGAGGCUAUAUUCCUUGAAAUUUCCUAUUAACAUCCCCAAUAACAAGAAAUUAUUUGAACUCCAACGGUUGUGGAAGGCUUUAGUGCCUUGCAAAGUUAAGUUAUUUGGGUGGAGAUUUCUCUUAGGAGCGUUACCUACUAGACAAGAGCUAGGUAAUCGGGGUAUAACAUUGUCGACGAGUGGUUUAUUAUGUCCUCUUUGUGGGAUAGAAGUGGAAACGAUGGAACACCUUUUCCUUGGGUGUCCAAAGGUGAAAAUUAUUUGGAUGCGGGUUUUUCGUUGGCUUGAGGUUGAUUUUGAAGCUCGCUUUUCCUUGAUAACGAACGUGGACAAUGUAUCGGGGGAGGAGCUUUUGGAUUUUAUCUCCGGAGUUUUAGUAAGGGAAUUUAAUAUGGGUUAUUUUGCUUUUAUUUGGCUUUUGGUUUGUUGGUGUGUUUGGAUUAGUCGGAACAAUUUAGUUUUUAACAAUGUUGUUUGGAAUGAGUUGGAUAUCUUCUCUUUUAUUACAUCGCUCGGAUGGGAUUGGUUUUCUAUUCUUGCAAAAGGUAAUGACGAUCUUUCGAAGGACAUUUGGUUAUCAAAACCUUCUAUGUACCUUGACUUGUAG
This is a messenger RNA of Vicia villosa (hairy vetch), 741 nucleotides long. RefSeq lists its product as uncharacterized. The record is from RefSeq and is a predicted model, not a curated record. The coding region runs from base 1 to 741 and encodes 246 amino acids. The transcript has a single exon. Lineage: Eukaryota; Viridiplantae; Streptophyta; Magnoliopsida; Fabales; Fabaceae.